GCGAGCCGGGAUGGGCAGAAGGCGGCCGGGACGGGCGUCGCGUGGAGGAAGGGAAGGCGGAAGCCUCGAACCGGCACCCAGAUGGGCGAGCGGCCGUCGCUGGUGGUCUUCGACCUGGAUUAUACCCUCUGGCCUUUCUGGGUGGACACCCAUGUGGACCCCCCUUUCCGGAAGAGCAGCGACGGCUCCGUUUGGGACCGGAACGGGCAGUCCGUGAAGCUGUACCCCGAAGUCCGGGCUGUGCUGGAACGGCUUCAUCAGGAGGGCAUCCCCAUGGCCGUUGCCUCCAGGACAGGGGAAGUCCGGGGGGCCACGCAACUCCUGGACCUCUUUGGCCUGGAUCGCUUCCUCCGCCACAAACAGAUCUAUCCCGGCUGCAAAGUCAACCACUUCCAGAGGUUAUGCCAGCAGACCCAGGUCCCCCUUUCCAAGAUGCUCUUCUUCGAUGACGAAGCUCGGAACAUUCAUGACGUCAGCAAAUUAGGAGUCACGUGCAUUCGCGUCCCCAACGGCAUGAACCUCUCUCUCCUCGAGCGUGGUCUGGAAGCCUUUCCCCGCUCCUGAAUUAUCGCCACUGCACAACUCCCUGCCUCAAAGCCUGCCCCCCCGCCCCGAGAGCCAGUUUGGUGUCGCGGUUAAGAGCGGCAGGACUCCAGAGAACCGGAUUCCCCUAUUCUCCACAUGCAGCCGGCUGGGUGACUUUGGGUUAGUCACCGCUCUCUCAGAGCUCUCUCAG
This is a messenger RNA of Gekko japonicus, 736 nucleotides long. RefSeq names its product magnesium-dependent phosphatase 1 (gene MDP1). NCBI's taxonomy places the organism in Eukaryota, Metazoa, Chordata, Lepidosauria, Squamata, Gekkonidae. The record is from RefSeq and is a predicted model, not a curated record. Gene Ontology annotation, molecular function: acid phosphatase activity. The transcript has 6 exons. Bases 82 to 564 code for a protein of 160 amino acids.